Messenger RNA from Plenodomus lingam JN3, 459 nucleotides. RefSeq lists its product as uncharacterized. The record is from RefSeq and is a predicted model, not a curated record. NCBI's taxonomy places the organism in Eukaryota, Fungi, Ascomycota, Dothideomycetes, Pleosporales, Leptosphaeriaceae.
AUGUCGACCACCAACACGCUGCACAUUCCUGGGCCGCGAUGUUGCUGUGGCAGCCCCGACUGCGUCUUUCUGGCUCAUAAUGGCAGACUCCUCGAAGGCCUGGAGCGGGACGUGUCCAAAGCUGCACAGCUGGGCCAAGCUCUUCUAGUCCGCCAUGAGGCCUAUGUCGCCGACUCGGAACGCGAGCGCAAGGAGAUGCUCUCCACCAUUGCAACCCUCGAGCGCGAGAAACUCGAGCUCGAGGCCAAGAAUGCCGAGACCAUCAAGGCGAACCGCGACCUGCUCGACCGCCUCGAAAACCUCAACGAAGCCGUCACCAACUCGGACGCCCACAUCAAGGCCCUCAGCGACACCCUACGCUCCACUGAAGAGGAAGUCGAGCGCCUGACGGCUCUGGCCGCCCGCACCAACCAACUGGAACAACAGCUACUGGAUCUCGUAAUACAAAGUCGGUUCUAG